AUGACUUACUUUCCUCUUUGUAACACUAAGCAGUGUGAUCAGUGUGUACUUUUCCUGGAUAAAUAUUCUUUUAACCUACAUUGAUAUUUCUAACAGACAGAGCAUUGUAUGAUUGGAGAGGAGUUGUGUCAAAAAGGUUUUCCUGUUUGGCUCGUGACUCCAGUUGGCCUACUUUCUCUGAAUCAUCAGUGUUUCAGGAUUAUUAUACUAAAACCUUCAUGAAAAAAGAACAACAGUCUGUCAAGCCCGAAUCAAAGCCACAACCCAGUGUAAAACCGAUUCCAAGUAAAAGUGAUAAAUUUGGCAAUAAAGUUAAAAGAAUUGGACCACACAUAGAAAUCUUCCAAGUGUUCUGGGGAAGGAAAAAAUUAAUAACCAAAAACAUAGUUAAAAUGAUCACCGUCAUACAGGCGCUUAUCAGAGGGUGGCUUGAACGCAGAAGAUUCCAAAGAAUAAUGACCAAGGCUUUGUAUCAUGGACCAGAUUUGAGAGCAGUUAUAAACAAGUAUUGCAGACUAAUCUACUGUGUUAAAUAUCGACUUGGUCUUUGGAGGACAAGACAAAUUAUAAACCUUGCAGAGCUAGAGGAAUGGAUGGACAGAAAAAAAUUCUCUGAAACAAUGUUUGCUAAAAGGGAAGACUGGCGAGGAUUAGGAAGAAGUGAGCUCCUUAAAUUCUUCAAUGACUGUGGUCAUUUCCCAACCCAGCAGCAAAUUGAUGAGGUUUGGGACCUGGUCCACAGAGAAGACUGUGAAAAAUACUCUGAAAUCACCAAGAAAUCCAAUGCAAUUGAAAUGUUAUUUACACUCUACCCUCCUCAAGGUGCCCAUGUGUGUAAUAAAAAUUGGCUUAGGUCAACUUGGCUGAGACCCAUAGUAAAUGGGGAAGAAGGAUAUAAGUAUAUAGUGAGUGGACAUCCAGUACUCAAAAGAGCUAACAUCCAGAUUGUCAGAAAGUUAGUGGCCAGAUCUAUGAGAGAAAGGAAAAUGAGACAACAUUAUUUAUCGUGAGAAAGCCAGUGUGGAAAACUAAGGGAAUAUGGUACCGGAUGCAUUAUAGCUAGAGAACAAGUGAAGGAACGCUUCAAGGAGGAGGAAGUCAUCACCGAUGUUUUACACAGCUUCACGCUGCUGAAAGGUCACGUUAGUGUGGACUGA
Camelus dromedarius (Arabian camel) is the source of this 1157-nucleotide messenger RNA. RefSeq names its product IQ domain-containing protein M-like. Gene Ontology annotation, molecular function: protein binding. Lineage: Eukaryota; Metazoa; Chordata; Mammalia; Artiodactyla; Camelidae. The record is from RefSeq and is a predicted model, not a curated record. The transcript has 8 exons.